GUAUCUUCCAGUGUAAUGCUUUCACUUUACAAAACAUCCACCUAAAUUGUAUAUAUUAAGGGGACAAUGAAAGCAAAGACAGCGAAAAGAGCAUUCAGACCAUUUGUGUGAGUUACAAAUCUGCCUUGGAACUGAAAUGGCUCAGAUUCGCCUAAAAAUUCUCCCCAGUGUCCGCUGUUUAUUUGACAAACUGGUUCAACUUAAAGUUGAAGGCCUUGCUCCACACAAAACAGUGGAAUUAAGGUCAAGGUUGGUUGAUGACAAAGGAGUGGUUUUCAAAGCUUCUGCCUUGUACAAAGCUGAUGAAAAAGGUCUAGUAGAUGUAAGUAGUGCCCCCUCGCUGUCAGGGAGUUACACUGGAGUGGAGCCCAUGGGCCUAUGGUGGUUCAUGGUGCCAGAUACCCCGCACAAAAAAAUUGUAAAGAAGAACGUGAUGAGCCCGACUCUCGUCGACAUAACAGUCCACAAUGGAGUCACAGGAGAGGUCUUAGCCUGUGAAACCAAUGAAAGAGAAUAUCUGACUGAGGGCAUGAGGAGAAUUCCUGUGCAAGAUGGUCGUGUACGAGGAGUCCUCUUCAUUCCACCGGGAAAGGGGCCAUUCCCUGGAAUUAUAGAUUUGUACAUUUUAGGUGGAGGCCUAAAUGAACAGCGAGCCAGCCUCUUAGCAAACAAAGGUUUUGUUGUGCUGGCACUGGCCUAUUAUGGUUACCAAGAUUUACCCAAAAAUCCCAAAAACCUGGAUUUGGAAUAUUUUGAAGAGGCUGUGAACUUUCUACAAAAACACCCAGAGGUUCGAGGUCCUGGGAUAGGUGUUAUAUCAAUGUCCCAUAGUGGUGCUUUGGCCUUGUCGAUGGCAUCUUUUUUGUCAGGAAUCACAGCAACUGUCUGCAUUAAUGGCUGCAGUGGAAAUACUGUGAUUCCAUUACACUACAAAGACAUUGUUAUCCCUCCACUUCCACCUGUCUAUUGGAAAUUAAAAAUUAGAAAAUCUUGGCUGAUUGACAUACGUGAUGUCACGCCGGAUCCAACUCUGAAAAAAAAUCGAGCAUCUUUAAUUCCAAUAGAGCGAGCCAGUUGCCACUUCCUGUUUGCCGUAUCAGAAGACGACCACAACUGGAGAAGUGCCUUUUUUGCCGAGCAAGCUGCUAGCAUUUUGAAAAGUCAUGGGAAGCAAUCAUUUGAGGUGGUUUGUUAUCCAAAAGCUGGACACUUUUUGGAGGUUCCUCACAUGCCAUUUUGUCCGUCUUCCUUCCACGCUGCAGUGGGAAGAGCUGUGGUGUUUGGUGGGGAGCCAAAAGCACAUUCUGAAGCUCAGCUGGACCUAUGGGAGCGUCUCCAAAAGUUCUUUAAUAAACACUUGAACAACUGUUAGUAAGCAACUUGCGGGCCAGGGAUCUAAACAUCACAUAUUUUACACAAAACAAGAUCAAUGCAACAAUGACAUUUAAACACUUGCCUAGUUAGCAGUUUUAUUUAUAACAUUCUGACUUAAAAGCAAAACCCUCCCCAUAACAGUGGCCAUGUGUAAGAUUGUCGUGGUUAUCUACGCAGUGUUCUUUUAAAGACUAUAAUGGACUGACUUUGUUGGUUAAACCUGUUUAAUGACAUCUAACCAGGAAUAACAUUCAUCAUGUUAACCGUUCUUGUGAUUGCGCGUGUGUACUAUUUCGGUCAUUUGUGCAAAUCAAAGAGGAAUGUCACAAGCUGCCGUGAGAGAACAAACAGAACAACCUAACAGUAUUUCUUUGAGCGGUCAACAAGUCAAGCUAAACCUGAACUAACCACUAUUCAAACAGUGUUCAGCAGUGUCAAAUUUAUAGAUGUGAAUACGAUACUAGAAAACAAGAGGUAUACAAAUUGAAGAGAUGGACACCUGCAGGGUACAAUAGUGGUUCGGAUGUCUGUUGCACACACAAGGUUCAAAUAUCUUCUGGAUGGAGGGAUUUUGGAAUAAUUUGGCUUCCUCAGUAAAUGUUUUUGAUCGAAUUCAGAUAAGUUCAUUAUUCUUUUGGAAUAUACGGUAAUUUCAGCGCUAUAAGGCGCACCAGAGCAUAUUGCGCACCUUCAAUGAAUGGCCUGUUUUAAAACUUUUUCAUAUAUAGGAUUAAGGCGCAGUAGUAGUAGUAGAAGUAGUGAUUGGGGUUGUGUUGUACAUCCACUAGAUGGUGCUGCGCUGAAGGGAAUGUCAUUCCAUGAUUAACCAAUAUCGAUCCAUAUACAGUGAUACCUCUACAUAUGAAGUUAAUUCGUUCCAGGACCUUGUUUGUAAGUCGAAAUGGUAGCAUGACGAGCAGGAUUUUCCCAUUAGAUCACAUUAUAAUUCCAUUAAUUCGUUCCACAGCCCGAAAACCUACACUAAAUCUUUAAUAAAUACUGCGGUUACUACUGCAAAUCGCAAUUACACUUAGCAAAACAAAUACAUUACGUAUAAAAAUCACAAUAAUGAUAUAAUAAUAGCAAUAAUAAAAAUAAUGCCUGUAAUAAUGUAACAAAUCGGCUUCUAAUGUGGCAGAUGUAUAUUUUGCGUGGUGUACCUGAACGCACCACAUGGCUGUCAGUACGGGGGAGGAUUUUUUACUAUAACUUUACAAGCUGGCGAUUUUUUUGGGCGACGUUACAAUAAUAAUAAUUGUCACCUUAACUUAUAAAGACGGAGGUGGACCGCCGAGAUCAUAGACCGUCUACGGCCAUAUUGUUGAUCCAGUUCACGGAUGCGCACCCCACGCUCAUAUUUUUCGAUUGUUUCCAUCUUCAUUUCGAUGGUAAGCCUCACCUUUUUCCUUGUUUCACCACCUACACUAACAUUGUUGGAACCCAUGUUGACUUCCCUCAAGAAAAUCCGCAGUGCGUCUGUUUUGCUGGAAAACAAAAACUGCGGCGCUGUCAUAAAUCGUCGUGUUUCGAGGAUGUCGUCGCAUGUAGAAACAAAUGGAGAGUCAAAUUUUACAUCAGAUGUCAAAAAGAUCGUGUGUCGAAGUUAUCAUAUGUAGAAGUACCACUGUAGAAGGCGCACUGUCUGCUAUUGAGAAAAUAGCUGUGCCUUAUAGUGCGGAAAGUACGGUAUGCAUUUUGUUUGAUUUUUUUUUUUUCAUAACGUAGAGUGUGUCCCUCGUUUGAAUAAAGAAUGGGAAACUAGUGUAUUAAAAAAAAUGGAUGCCA
Molecule: messenger RNA, 3159 nt
Organism: Corythoichthys intestinalis (scribbled pipefish)
Lineage: Eukaryota; Metazoa; Chordata; Actinopteri; Syngnathiformes; Syngnathidae
Gene: acot20
Product: acyl-CoA thioesterase 20
Exons: 4
Coding region: 137-1372 (411 amino acids)
Biological process (GO): fatty acid metabolic process; acyl-CoA metabolic process
Molecular function (GO): fatty acyl-CoA hydrolase activity
Source: RefSeq, a predicted model, not a curated record